Molecule: messenger RNA, 1051 nt
Organism: Macadamia integrifolia
Lineage: Eukaryota; Viridiplantae; Streptophyta; Magnoliopsida; Proteales; Proteaceae
Product: protein usf-like
Exons: 5
Coding region: 138-869 (243 amino acids)
Molecular function (GO): hydrolase activity
Source: RefSeq, a predicted model, not a curated record
UUAAUAAGACACCUUUGGGCAAAUAGAUAAGGUUGGCAUCGGCCUCACUGUUUGCUGCUAAAACCCUCACUUCCAGAAUCCUCGUUCUUGCACGGACAACCUCUCCUCUUUCUGCUUCUUCGAUCCAAAUCCGCUCAAUGGCUCACUCUGCGGCUUCCGGGUUUAAGAAAGUCCAGAUUCAGAGGGAUGACACUACAUUUGAUGCAUAUGUGGUUGGUAAAGAAGAUGCUCCUGGGAUAGUGGUGUUGCAAGAGUGGUGGGGAGUUGACUUUGAGAUUAAGAACCAUGCAUUGAAAAUUUCCCAACUGGCUCCUGGUUACAAAGCACUCAUCCCAGAUUUGUAUCGUGGAAAGGUCGGUUUGGAUGUUGCAGAAGCACAACACCUAAUGGAUGGUCUUGAUUGGCAAGGUGCUGUUAAGGAUGUUCGUGCUUCUGUUGGCUGGCUCAAAGCAAAUGGUUCACAAAAGGUUGGUGUUACAGGAUUUUGCAUCGGUGGAGCUCUUUCCAUUGCUAGUGCUGUCCUGGUUCCUGAAGUUGAUGCUGCUGUUGCUUUCUAUGGAGUUCCUUCACCACAACUGGCUGAUCCUGCCCAAGCCAAGGCACCAGUGCAGGCUCAUUUUGGGGAGCUUGAUAACUUUGUUGGCUUUUCAGAUGUUGCAGCUGCAAAAUCUUUGGAGGAAAAACUCAAGGCAUCUGGGGUUCCAUACGAAGUGCAUAUUUAUCCAGGCAAUGGCCAUGCUUUUAUGAACAGGUCCCCUGAUGCUGUAGAGAGGAGGAAGGGAAUGGGAUUGACUGAUGACGACGAAGAUGCAGUGAAGCUGGCAUGGUCUCGUUUCCAGAAUUGGAUGAGCCGCUUCGUGUCUCCAUGAUUGGAGAACCUUCCUAGUUACUACAAUCCUUCACCUCAUUAUACUCUCUUAGAAGUUUCAUAGUUUCCUGGGUUUAUCUAUAAAUAAUAGCUUUUUUUAAUGGAUGAUAUUAGUUUCUUGUUAUGUUAGACACUUGUUAAAAAUGAGACAAACAGUUGGGUAUGCUGGGGAUAUAUCCAUAA